UCCGAUAAGCGGAUGUUUUUUUUCCCCCUCUCUCUCCAAGCUAAUAAAACCUUUCCUUUCUGAGUGUUUCACACCUUAAAUACAUUUUUCGACCCUGAAUUAUUCUUACACUCCUGUAACAUAAAAGAAGAGGGAAUUGUCCUCGUUACUGACAGGACACCAAAAACACAUCAGACUUGAAACAUAUUCACAGCAGCAUCAUGUCUGCAGAACUGGACCUGUCUCCUCCAGAGGUCCCUGAGCCCACCUUCCUUGAGAGUCUGUUGCGCUAUGGGCUCUUUCUGGGUGCUAUAUUUCAGCUUAUCUGCAUCCUGGCUGUCAUCUUACCCACAUCCAAAGGACAUGAGCAGGAUGAAACGGAGUCCACUGAUGGAAAAGUCACAGAACAGAUGAAGAAAACGAAAGGACCAGCACCACAGAUUCGACAGAAACCAAAGAAAGAGAGCAAAAAGAAGCGAUAGAUUGUACUUAAUGUCUGCAUGAAUGUGGGUGUGUGUGUGCGCUGGACUGCUACUGGCUUGUUUGAGUGCUUGUGGAGUCAUCUGUGAGUCAGCAAUGGCAUUUUCCAAAACAGUUUUCACUCCAGGUACCUGAAACACUAAUUUCAAAUUAAGAUGAAGAAUUGUGCCAUUUUAAUUUGAAUGACCUUGAACCACAUCCUAAACACAUUCAACGCAAUAUCACAAAGAAAAAUGUUAUGUCAAUUGUUUAUUCCAUUACAUGUUUUUUUAUUCUCUUUUAUACAUUUAAAUGAAUUCAGCUGUAUUUGGAUCACAGCGGUCAAAUAAAUACCUUGUGUAGUCAUA
Cheilinus undulatus (humphead wrasse) is the source of this 806-nucleotide messenger RNA. It is a transcript of the gene manbal, whose product is annotated as mannosidase beta like. The transcript is spliced from 3 exons. Lineage: Eukaryota; Metazoa; Chordata; Actinopteri; Labriformes; Labridae. The coding region runs from base 201 to 461 and encodes 86 amino acids. The record is from RefSeq and is a predicted model, not a curated record. Gene Ontology annotation, cellular component: membrane.